CAAAAGAUGGGGAUACCAUUUGUCAAAGACUGUCAGUGAGUAGUAGGUUCCCUGGGGAUCCAGCAGAGCAUAGUCUAAGAAUUCAGUCUCUGGUGCCAGACUGCCUGGCUUCAGACACCAGCAUUGUCGCUCAUCGGCUAUGGGACUUCUACAAGGGUGAAGACAUCUUAAGCCAGAGGAAUGACUCUCUAGUUGUGGAAUUUCAGUCGUCAGCCAGCAGAUGUAGGAGCGUCUAUGAACCAGAUAGAAAUGUGUUACGGAGGAAAGAACGAGAAAGAAGAAAUCAGGAAACUCAGCAGGAUGAUGGCACAUUUAAUUCGAGUUACUCCCUCUUCAGUGAACCCUACAAGACUAACAAGGGGGAUGAGCUCUCCAACCGGAUCCAGAAUACUUUAGGCAAUUAUGAUGAAAUGAAAGACUUUUUAACUGAUAGAUCUAAUCAGAGUCAUCUCGUUGGCGUUCCCAAACCUGGGGUUCCUCAGGCUCCUGUGAACAAGAUUGAUGAACAUUUUGUUGCGGAUUCAAGAGCCCAGACCCAGCCCUCGUCUGUCUGUAGCACUGCAUCUUCCACACCAGCAGCUGUCCCUGUGCAGCAGAGUAAAAGGGGCACCAUGGGCUGGCAGAAGGCUGGGCACCCCCCAUCAGAUCAACAGAGAGCAACACAACAAGGCUCUCUCAGGACCUUGCUUGGAGAUGGUGUUGGCAGACAGCAGCCACGAGCCAAGCAAGUGUGCAAUGUAGAGGUGGGUCUUCAGACCCAGGAAAGGCCACCUGCUAUGGCAGCCAAGCACAGCAGCAGCGGACACUGUGUUCAGAACUUUCCUCCAUCCCUGGCUUCAAAACCCAGCCUGGUCCAGCAGAAACCAACUGCAUAUGUGCGGCCAAUGGAUGGCCAAGAUCAGGCUCCUGAUGAGUCUCCAAAGCUUAAGUCAUCCACAGAAACCAGUGUGCACUGUACAUCAUACAGGGGAGUCCCAGCCACCAAGCCAGAGUCCACCAGAGCCAAAACCAAGCUUUCCAAGUUCAGCAUCCCCAAGCAAGGAGAGGAGAGCAGAUCUGGAGACACAAACAGCUGUGUUGAAGAAAUAAUUCGGGAGAUGACCUGGCUCCCACCACUUUCUGCUAUUCAAGCACCUGGCAAAGUGGAACCAAGCAAAUUUCCAUUUCCAAAUAAGGAUACUCAACUUGUUUCCUCCGGACACAAUAAUCCAAAGAAAGGUGAUGCUGAGCCAGAGAGUCCUGACAAUGGCACAUCGAAUACAUCCUCUCUGGAAUGGUUAUCCCCAUUUACAGAUAAGGGAAAUGAUGCACAGAGAGGAAUGCUUGAAGAUGAUCUUAAGCUAAGUAGUGAUGAAGAGGAGAGUGAACAGCAGGCAGCCCAGAGAACUGCUCUCCACGCUCUGUCUGACAGCGCCGUGGUCCAGCAGGCCAACUGCAGAGCCUCCGUGCCUUCCAGCAAGGGCAGCAGCAGCGGCAGCAGCAGCAGCGGCAGCAGCUCUUCUAGUGACUCAGAGAGCAGCUCGGGGUCUGACUCGGAGACGGAGAGCAGUUCCAGCGAGAGUGAGGGCAGCAAGCCUCCCCACUACUCCAGCCCCGAGGCUGAACCAGCGUCCUCUAACAAGUGGCAGCUGGAUAAAUGGCUGAACAAAGUUAAUCCCCACAAGCCACCUAUCCUGAUCCAAAAUGAAAGCCACGGGCCAGAGGGCAAUCAAUACUACACCCCAGCCAAAGACGAAGUGCAAGACUGUGGGAAACUUCCUGAUGGUUGCCAAACCAGCCUGAGAGAGAAGGACCUCAAGAGCGCCUGCAAAGAGGAGCAGAGGCCAAGGACAGCGAACAAGGCCCCGGGGAGUAAAGGAGUGAAGCAGAAGUCCCCGCCUGCGGCCGUGGCCGUGGCCGUGACCACAGCUGCCCAGCCGCCCGCGGUGCCCAGCACACCGGCCGAGAGCACUCCUGCGCCCGCCCGGAGGUCUGGGGGCAAGAAGCCCACCAGGCGCACGGAGAGGACCUCCGCCGGCGACGGCGCCAACUGCCACCGGCCUGAGGAGCCCGCAGCUGCCGACGCGCUGGGGGCGAGCGUGGUGAUCCCCCCGGAGCCCACCAAAACCAGGCCCUGCGGCAACAGCAGAACAAGCCACCGCAAGGAGCUGCGCUCCUCGGUGACCUGCGAGAAGCGCCGCACGCGGGGGCUGAGCAGGAUCGUCCCCAAAUCCAAGGAGUUCAUAGAGACAGAGUCGUCAUCUUCCUCCUCCUCCUCGGACUCGGACCUGGAGUCGGAGCAGGAGGAAUACCCUCUGUCCAAAACGCAGGCCGUGGCCGCUGCGGCAGCCGCCCCCUCCGGAAGUGAGCAGAGACUAAAGGAGGCUGCCAGCAGCAUCAGCAGCAGUGGGGGUCCCCGGGCCCCCGUAGGCUCCAUCAACGCCAGGACCACCAGUGACAUUGCCAAGGAGCUGGAGGAGCAGUUCUACACGCUGGUCCCUUUUGGCCGGAACGAACUUCUCUCCCCCUUGAAGGAUAGUGAUGAGGUCAGGUCUCUCUGGGUCAAAAUUGACCUGACCCUCCUGUCCAGGGUCCCAGAACACCUGCCCCAGGAGCCGGGAGUCUUGAAUGCUCCUGCAGCCAAGGAUGCUGAGAGCACACAGCCCAGCCAUCCAUCUGACACUCCGGCCGAAAAGGCUUUGCCAAAAUCCAAGAGGAAACGCAAGUGUGACAACGAAGAUGACUACAGGGAGGUCAAGAAGGCCCAGGGAGAGAAAGAGAACUCUUCACGACUGACCACCUCUGCAAAUAAUACUUUAUCUGCGAACCACUGCAGCAUGAACAUCAACAGCUUGGCAAUACCAAUAAAUAAAAAUGAAAAAAUGCUCCGGUCACCCAUCUCGCCCCUGUCUGAUGCAUCUAAACACAAAUACUCCAGCGAGGACUUAACUUCUUCCAGCAGAUCAAAUGGCAAUGGUUUGUUCACUUCUGCCUCCUCCAACAAGAAGCAUAAGGCUGAGAGCCAGCUGCAGUCUCAUGCCGGAGACCUCACAAAAGGCGCUCACAAUUCCGAAAAUGUUCUCCACAAGACACGGCCACAAACAGAGCCAUGGUCUCCAGGUUCCAACGGCCACAGGGACUGCAAGAGGCAGAAACUUAUCUUCGAUGAUAUGCCACGCAGUGCAGAUUAUUUUAUGCAGGAAGCUAAACGAAUGAAGCAUAAAGCAGAUGCGAUGGUGGAAAAGUUUGGAAAGGCUUUGAAUUAUGCCGAAGCAGCCUUGUCAUUUAUUGAGUGUGGAAAUGCAAUGGAACAAGGCCCAAUGGAAUCCAAAUCUCCCUAUACAAUGUAUUCGGAAACAGUAGAGCUCAUCAGGUAUGCUAUGAGACUAAAAACCCAUUCAGGCCCUAAUGCCACACCGGAGGACAAACAACUGGCUGCAUUAUGUUACCGAUGCCUGGCUCUCCUGUACUGGCGGAUGUUUCGACUCAAAAGGGACCAUGCUGUGAAGUACUCAAAAGCACUUAUCGACUAUUUCAAGAAUUCAUCUAAAGCUGCCCAAGCCCCGUCUCCAUGGGGAGCCAGUGGAAAGAGCACUGGAACCCCAUCCCCCAUGUCUCCCAACCCCUCUCCGACCAGCUCUGUGGGAUCUCAGGGGAGCCUCUCCAAUGCCAACACCCUGUCCCCUUCAACCAUCGUCAGCAUCCCACAGCGCAUCCACCAGAUGGCAGCCAACCACGUCAGCAUCACCAACAGCAUUCUCCACAGCUAUGACUACUGGGAGAUGGCAGAUAACCUGGCCAAGGAAAACAGAGAAUUCUUCAACGACCUGGAUUUGCUCAUGGGGCCUGUCACCCUGCACAGCAGCAUGGAGCACCUGGUCCAGUACUCCCAGCAGGGCCUGCACUGGCUGCGGAACAGCACCCACCUGUCAUAGAGACCUUGCCCCUGAGCUGGAUUGUGCUCUCAUCUCCAUAGACGGCUCAAUGUUUCUGGACACUGUGCUACUGAAAUUCCCAGCCACAGCAUUUAUCAAACUGCGGUGAAUAUUUUCUCAGCAUCGAACAAUGGUCUUUUCCCAGGGCAUGUGUGUUUGUAUGUGUGGGCGUAAAAGAAGUUGCCUGUGUAUGUGUGUAAGAUAUACAGCUCUUUAAAACACGGUUUUUUGUCUAGUUUCCAUGAUCCCAAGCUAGACAAAGUGAUCAGAAGUUUCUGAUUAGAGUAUAUACACAUACACACAUGCACACACACACAAGAUCACACACGCACGUGCGCACACACACACACACACACACACACACUUUCUAUUUCAAAGCUAAACCAUGACUUCUUAGAAUAUUCAACCAAAAUCUCAUGGGUUAGUUAACCAGGUGCAAUACAGCACACCAAAAGCUUGACUGCCAGUUAAGAUGAACCUAGUUCUUAUACUGUUGAUUACUUUCAGUAUUAAUAUACUAUUCCCCAAUUAAUUUUUGAUUGUGUGUAUUAAUGGGUAACUGAAUAACAAAAAGAAGUCAGUUAUUUUUGUGCUGGACGUUUACUAGAUUGCAUGUUACCAAAUACCUUGCCUUUUGUCUAAUACCCAUCUUUCCAUCCAACUUUAUUAUCAACUAAAUGCGUUAUAAGCAAAUGGAUCAAAUCCCACAGGCCUUCCCUGCCCUGCUCCCAAAAUCAUAUGAAAAUGGCACUGGGAUUUGGUAAAAGCUCAGUGUCGUUGAAACCUGAUCAACAUGAAUAGACAACCGAGCUUGGAGCUCAGUUGGGAAUUGAAACCUUCUGCACGUGGAUCAGUAAGCCCAUCCAGCCCACGUGUGUUUUCUUCCUGCCACUGUGACACAGCAGCCAUAGAGCCACAUGGCAUUUGUCAGCCAAUAUGUUUCAAGUCUUUUCUUCCCACGAUAGCUUUCUUGCAAAUUUUCUUGGCCAAAUUAGAACAUUACCUAGAACGUCUCUUCACUAGGAGUCUGUAUUUGCUGCUUAUCAGGCUAAGAAUUAUUUGCUAUCGUGAGACUGUCUGAUCCUUUCACUCUUUGUACAGAAUGCAGGCCUCUAAAUGGCAUUUUGAUCUGGGGGAUAUGUUUCAGGCUUUGAUUUGCAAGCUGCUUACUGUGCAGGGUGAGUUGUUUUUGCAGUGUUCACAAAUCUGUUUGGGGUAGCAACGACCAGAACAUCAUGUUUGCAUCCUGUACGUCUGCUAUGUUUACGUCUUGCCCUUCAUUCUUUUCU
Molecule: messenger RNA, 5203 nt
Organism: Hyaena hyaena (striped hyena)
Lineage: Eukaryota; Metazoa; Chordata; Mammalia; Carnivora; Hyaenidae
Gene: AFF3
Product: AF4/FMR2 family member 3
Exons: 24
Biological process (GO): regulation of gene expression
Cellular component (GO): nucleus; super elongation complex
Source: RefSeq, a predicted model, not a curated record